Messenger RNA from Alternaria atra, 1350 nucleotides. RefSeq lists its product as uncharacterized. The transcript has a single exon. NCBI's taxonomy places the organism in Eukaryota, Fungi, Ascomycota, Dothideomycetes, Pleosporales, Pleosporaceae. Bases 1 to 1350 code for a protein of 449 amino acids. The record is from RefSeq and is a predicted model, not a curated record.
AUGUCGCACUAUACGUACGCCCCUCUCGCAGACUCGCAAAUACGGUUCCUUCGUGUACGACGACAUCCCGCUACUCUACAGCUACUCUGUAACUUAGAGCCGGCUAUUGUCCCCUUCGGCGAAGGAUAUACAGCGCUUUCAUAUACAUGGGGCGACCUUGCGCCGACACAUAGCGUUCUCAUCGAAGGCAGGAUUCACAGCGUUCCCCAAAACCUCUUCGACUUCUUCCAGGCCUUUGUCGCCCAUCCUUGGGGCUCAUCUUCUAUUCAGAAUAUGUGGGUCGACCAAUUAUGCAUCAAUCAAUUCGAUCUUGCCGAGCGGAGCAAGCAAGUUGGCAUGAUGAACAAGAUUUUUCGAUCAGCGAGCAAAGUGCUCGUUUGGCUUGGGUGUGACAGUGCUAUGGUCGAAGCUGCGCGACGACUGCGAUAUGACGUGGGCGAUUCCAAUGAUGCUAUCGCGACAUUGCUGCGCCAUCCAUACUUCUCAAGGGUUUGGGUUGUCCAAGAAAUUGCGCUCGCACGUGCGAGAGUCGUUGUAUGUGGUGAUGUGGAGCUGGCAUGGAGUGACCUAUUGAAUGCCGUCGCGAGACACUUCGAUACCUUGAACCGCAUACCAGCAGUAAUCAAUGAGACCGAACACUACAGAACACUAGAGAUGUGUCUGUACAAAUACUGUUGGAACGACUGUCACGACCCUCGGGAUAAGCUGUAUGGUCUCCUCGGCUUGACUGCUGAAAGGUGGCGCAUCAACGUCAACUACGACAAGCCGCUACUGGAGGUAUAUCUGGACGCUGUCUGCGCGGUCUGCGAAGAGCUGUUCGACAUCUGGGACCCAAACUGCUUUUACGAUGGAUACAUUGAGUAUCCCGUCAAUCUGGAAAGUUAUCGCACAACGCUCCUUGCUUUGGGCGUAGCGAUGGGUCUGCCCAAGAGACAGCUCAUGGGCCUGCGCCCUUUCAUCGAAGCGAUCCAAACGAUAUACCACAGCACUCUCCUGCGGAAUGUUCGCUUUAUUUUCACUGGGCUUCUCUAUUCAAAAGAACGCGAGCAAGACUGUGCGUACGAAGCAACAGAUCCGAAAGUCAGAAUCACAGUCCGAUGGGAUUCGGUUGCCGCAACACGUCGCAACCCUUUUCUGCGCGACGUCAUUCCUCGGAUGGGGUUACAGGAAGCAUCAGGGUCGCUGCAGGGCAGCGAAGGUAGUGGAAGCAAUGAAGACGGGCCUGCCUGGGAUCGAUGGUGGUUUGAACACAACGGCAGAAUACGCUACUUUCCCUGCCUACAUACCGAUGAAUUCGCGCCGUCCACAUCGGCAUACUUGUGGGACGUCCCUUCCUGGGCUAUCGCGUAG